Messenger RNA from Triticum turgidum subsp. durum (durum wheat), 3069 nucleotides. NCBI's taxonomy places the organism in Eukaryota, Viridiplantae, Streptophyta, Magnoliopsida, Poales, Poaceae. The record is from the annotation of a GenBank genome assembly.
AUGGUGCGAGCGCCCUCGCCUUCUUCUCUCCUCUACGCUCUGCUGCUCGUCGUGACCGCGCUGGUCGGGCAGUACCCGGCGGGCUCGCUGCGGGUGGCGACGGCGCAGACCGUGGCGGCGCCGGUGCCGGUCCGCGUCGGGGUGAUCCUGGACUGGUCGACCAAGGCGUCGUCGGCGGUGUCGCUGAGGCGGCGGACCGGCAUUCAGAUGGCGGUGGAGGACUACUACGCGGCGCACCCGGGCUCGGCCACCAGGGUGGAGCUCCACUUCAGCGACUCCAAAGGGGACGUCGUCGGCGCCGCUUCCGCCGCGCUGGACCUGAUCAAGAACGCGCAGGUGCAGGCCAUAAUCGGGCCCAAGACGUCGGCGGAGGCAGAGUUCGUGGCCCACCUCGGCAGCCGCGCCCACGUCCCCGUGCUUUCCUACUCCGCCACCUCCCCGUCCAUCACCUCGACGCAGACGCCCUACUUCGUGCGCACCGCCGCCAAUGACUCCUUCCAGGCCACCCCCGUCGCCUCCGUCCUCGCAAGCUUUGGAUGGCGCGCGGUGGCCGUCCUGCACGAGGACUCGCCCUUCGGCGCCGGCAUCCUCCCAGCGCUCGCCGACGCACUCCAGAGCGUCGAUAGCGCGGCGAUUGUGGACCGCGUGGCCGUGCCGAGCAGCGCGGACGAAGAUGCGCUUGAUGCGCUCCUUUACCGCCUCAAGGCGAUGCCGACGCGUGUGUUCGUCGUGCACGCCUCGCACAGCCUCGCCGCGCAGCUCUUCCGGCGAGCCAGCAAGGCCCAGAUGAUGUCCGACGGCUACGCCUGGGUCGCCACCAACGGCGUAGGCAACUUCGUGGACAGGUUCGACCCCGAGGACCUCGACUCCAUGCAGGGCGUCGUCAGCCUCCGUCCUCACGUGGCGUACACGAACCAAGUCAAGAACUUUUCUGCGAGGUUCAGGGCGAGGUUCCGGAGGGAGAACCCGGCCUCCAACGAUGACGUCCUCAACGACGCCACUGUGACGGGGCUCUGGUCGUACGACACGGCGUGGGCGAUCGCCGCGGCAGCCGAGGCGGCCAGCGUCCCCAGCCCAGCAUUUCGGACACCGCAGAAUAGCACGGCACGUACAGACCUGGACAAGCUCGGCGUGUCGACCACCGGAGAGGCGCUUCUUAGGGCGAUUCUCAACACGACGUUCGACGGGAUGGCAGGCAGGUUCAAGCUGGUGGACGGGCAGCUGCAGGUCGCGGCGUACGAGGUCGUGAACAUCAUCGGGAACGGCGCGGUGACGGUAGGAUUCUGGACACCGGAGUCCGGCAUCUCGCGGGACCUUAAAGACGGCAGCGGCAAGGCUGCGCGGCAGCUGAAACCCAUCCUUUGGCCGGGCGAGAUGUUGUCCCCGCCGAGAGGCUGGACGCCGUCGCAGAACGGGCGGGUGCUCAAGGUCGCCGUACCGGUGAAGCACGGGUUCAAGCAGUUCGUGGACGUCCUCAUCUCCGACAACUCGACGACACCGAAGAUCACCGGGUACUGCAUCGACGUGUUCAACGAGGUGAUGAAGAACCUGUCCUACCCGGUGAGCUACCAGUACGUGCCGUUCCCCGACAGCCCGGACUCGUACGAGAUGCUGGUGGACCAGGUGAGUGGGAAGAAGGCGGACAUCGUGGUCGGGGACGUGACGAUCACGGCGAGCAGGAUGGAGGAGGUGGACUUCACGAUGCCGUUCACGGAGUCCGGGUGGGCCAUGGUGGUGGCGACGGAGCCGGACACGAGCGGCAGCAUGUGGAUCUUCCUGCAGCCGCUCACCACCAGCCUUUGGCUCGCCAGCCUCGCCUUCUUCUGCUUCACCGGCUUCGUGGUGUGGGUCAUCGAGCACCGCGUCAACCCGGAGUUCCGGGGCACGCCGUCGCAGCAGUUCGGCCUCAUCUUCUACUUUGCCUUCUCUACCCUCGUCUUCUCACACAAGGAGAAGCUGGAGAGCAACCUGUCGAGAUUCGUGGUGAUCAUAUGGGUGUUCGUGGUGCUAAUCCUGACAUCGAGCUACACGGCGAGCCUGACGUCGAUGCUGACGGUGCAGCAGCUCCGACCGACAGUGACAGACGUGAAGGAACUCCAGAGGCGCGGUCAGUACAUCGGGUACCAAGAGGGCACCUUCAUCAAGCCAAGGCUCAAGAAGAUGGGCUUCCACGAGCGAAAGAUGAGAAAGUACAGCUCGGAGGAGGAGUACGCCGACGCGCUGUCCAAGGGCUCGGCCAACGGCGGCGUGGACGCGGUGUUUGACGAGAUCCCGUACCUCAAGUUGUUCCUGUCGCAGCACUGCGACGGGUACAUGCAGGUGGGACCUGUGUACAAGACGGACGGCUUCGGGUUCGUCUUCCCAAGGGGGUCUCCCAUGACAGGAGAUGUGUCACGGGGCAUCCUAAACCUGGCUGAAGGGGACACGAUGGCGCAGAUUGAGAAGGCGUGGUUCGGCGAGCCUGGCACUUGCCAGAAUGCGCUGGGCGGCAUCGGCAGCGUCGGCGGCUCGUCGAACCUCAGCUUCUGGAGCUUUGGCGGGCUAUUCCUCAUCACCGGCGUCGUCUCCAGCCUCAUGCUGCUGCUCUACCUCGCCAUCUUCGCCUACCGCGAGCGCGAGGAGCUCCGGGAGGCGGAGGCGAGGGCUGAGGCUGAGGCCGGCUCCGGGAGCGUGUCGGUGCGGAGGCUGCGCGCGUGGCUGCAGCACUUCGAUAGGAAGGACCUCAAGUCACCCACCUUCAAGGUGUGGAACGACGAGUCCGUAAGAAACGGCAGUGACUUUGCGGGUAGGACGCCAAGAUGGAACGACAGUGCUGGCGACGCUAGUAUGACGCCGAGGGCCAGCGGGGAGGAACACGCCAUGGGAGGGACGACCCCGCUGAGCGUGUACAUCAGCUCCGAGAUGAACGCCGGCUCUUCGCCGGAGGGGACACCAGUAUCAGAGAUCAGUGAGUCAUUCGAGAAGAGGAUCGAGGGGGCAACAAACCGUUGUGGAGGUGACAAGGCCAGCGGCCUCUCGGUUGCAGCAGUAGAUUCUGCUAUCUCCGUUGCUAAAUAUAAGUAUUUUUAA